This is a messenger RNA of Emericellopsis cladophorae, 1449 nucleotides long. RefSeq names its product transporter-like protein. Lineage: Eukaryota; Fungi; Ascomycota; Sordariomycetes; Hypocreales; Bionectriaceae. Gene Ontology annotation, molecular function: transmembrane transporter activity. Gene Ontology annotation, biological process: transmembrane transport. The record is from RefSeq and is a predicted model, not a curated record. The coding region runs from base 1 to 1449 and encodes 482 amino acids. The transcript has a single exon.
AUGGCACAAACACAAACCCUCUCCGAGAAGGAGACGGCGACGAGAACACCCCAGCCAGGUCUCACCAUCACGGGGACCGGGGACUCGCAGCAGGACGCGGCGCAACCCAACGCACCACCACCUCCUCCUCCCAACGGCGGGUACGGCUGGGUCUGCUGCGCCUGUGUAGCCGUUGUUAACGCCCACACGUGGGGUCUCAACUCCUCUUACGGCGUCUUCCUGGCCUACUACCUCGCCAACGAUCUCUACCCGGGCGCCACCUCGCUCCAGUAUGCCUUUGUCGGCUCCCUGUCCAUCUCGUGCGCCCUGCUCACGUCGCCCCUGGCCACGAUUGGCGUGCGCACCAUGGGCACCAAGCCCACCAUGAUGCUGGGCGUCGUGCUCGAGGCGGCGAGUCUCAUCUGCGCCAGCUUUGCCAACGAGAUAUGGCACCUCUUCCUCACGCAAGGCGUCAUGUUCGGCGUGGGCAUGGGAUUCCUCUUCGUCGCCAGCGUGCCCAUUGUGCCACAGUGGUUCUCGACUCGCCGGUCGCUCGCCAACGGCGUCUCGACGUCCGGCUCUGGCCUGGGCGGGCUCAUCUACUCCUUCGCCACGGGCGCCAUGCUGCAGAGCCUGGGGCUGGCUUGGACAUUUCGUGUCCUGGGUAUCGUGGCCUUUGUGGUCAACACGAUCUGCACGAUCCUCGUCAAGGACCGCAACAAGAUCCUCAACGCCACGCAGCUGGCUUUCGACGUUAAGCUGUUCAAACGACCAGAAUACCUCCUCCUGCUCGGCUACGGAUUCUUCAGCAUGCUGGCGUAUGUGGUCAUGAUCUUCUCGCUGGCCAACUACGCCAACUACAUUGGUCUCGGCGCCUCGCAGGCCGCGCUGGUGUCGGCCAUGUACAACAUGGGUCAGGGGUUGGGUCGCCCGCUGGUCGGUUACUUCAGUGACCGCACAGGAAGGAUCACCAUGGCCUCUUUCAUGACACUCGUGGCGGGCAUCUUGUCCCUGGCCAUCUGGAUCCCCGCCAAGCACUACGCCACGCUCAUCGUCUUCGCCAUCCUGGGUGGCGGCGUUGGUGGCACGUUCUGGGUCACCAUCGGGCCCGUGACGGCCGAGGUCCUGGGGCUACGGCACGUAGCCUCUGGUCUCAACAUCCAGUGGCUCUUUAUCGCACUGCCCUGCGUCUUCAGCGAGCCGAUCGCCCUGCAGAUCGUGGAGGGUAGCGGCUCGUACCUCGGCACGCAGCUCUUCACCGGCUUCAUGUUCAUGACGGCGGCGGCGUGCACCUUUGUCUGCCGCGGAUGGAAGAUUGGCGAGCAGCAGGAGCUGGAGAGGCGGUACGGCGGGGGCGACGAGAUCGACGCUGACAAGAUUGCGUAUGAAGAGGAGGCCAGUGGUCACGGCAAGAAAGCCGGCCGCAAAAGAAUGCUCGUUGAUUGUCUGAGCUUUAAGAGAAAGGUGUAG